UACGGAUCCGUACGGGAAUGUAAAUACUGGAAUUUAGACAAUCUCCAAAGAAAAAGUGACAAAUUGUUGCAAAAUGUCGUUACCACCGCUUCCACCACAAUUAAAAGCAAUCCAGCACUAUUUAAAGACUGCUACGGAACAUGAUAAAAGAGAUCCAGUGGUGGCGUAUUACUGUAGAUUAUUUGCACUUCAAAAUGGAAUGGAGAUUGACAAGAAAUCACCAGAAUGCCGAGCUUUUCAUGUUGCUUUGAUGGAUUAUCUGGAAAAGGUAAAGACUGGAGUUGAUUCUGAGGCUAUUCACAAUGAGGUGGUUGGUCAAGCACACAUGGAGAAUUAUGCUCUCAAAGUUUUCCUCUUUGCUGAUAAUGAAGACAGAGCAGGUCGAUUUAACAAGAAUGUUGUAAAAUCAUUCUAUACAGCAGGCAUGUUGUUUGACACAAUGUCUGUGUUUGGAGAAUUAAAUGAAGAUAUUGACAAAAAUAGGAAGUAUGCCAAGUGGAAGGCAGCUUAUAUACAUAAAUGUUUAAAGAAUGGAGAGACCCCAAUACCAGGACCUCAAAAUGAGGAUGGUGAUGAAGCUGGUGGAGUACAACCUGGAGGUGCAAUAGGAUUUGAACAACCUGGACCUUCUCAAGGUUAUGCCCCUCCUCCAGACCCGUCAUCAUACCAACCUGGCCCGACAACAUCCUACCAACCUGGGCCAUCGGCAUCAAAUUCUCUGAAUCUGCCUGGAAAUAACACAUCACCUAACGGUGCACCUACUGGGACUCACGCACCACCCUCUACGCCACAGGAUCCCCAGAAUGCAACAAGACCAGCACCACAACAAGCAUCGUUUAACACUGACUGGAAACCACCAACAAACUCAAGUGGAGUUUCACUAGAUGCACAACAGUAUCAAAAGGCUAUGAAAUAUUGUAAAUAUGCAAGUAGCGCAUUACAAUACGAAGAUUCAAGUACGGCCAUAGACAAUCUUACCAAGGCUUUAAAGCUUUUAACAACCGGAAAAGAUAGCUAAAAUCUGUGAUAUAUAUACAUGUCUGUGUAUUUAUUUGUGGUAUUGAAGCUUUUCUGUUUAUGCACGUGUAUCUUCUGGACAACAGCACUGUAAAACAAUUAGUAUUCAUUGCUGGUAGAUCUAUUGUCAUUUGUAUGUCUAAAUUUUGUGAAUAAUUUGGAUUGUAAAUGUUUGAUCAAAUUUUUGUAAUGAUAAUAUUUUUAUUAGAGACUUCUGGUUUUAUCUUCUUGUUUAUAAACCAGUCAUUAAAUCUGUAAAGUGUUUUUCCAUCUAGUGUUAAUGAUACUUGCAAAAACUAUAUAUAUCAUUUUUAGUUUGUACAAAGUAAAGAGUUAUUGCCCUUGUUUCAGUGUAUUGACAGUGUAUUAAGUAUCCUUCAUUAGAUAUAUAUAUAUAUCUUUUCAAUGUAUUUCAUUUUGGUGAAGAAUCAAACAAGUCUUUUAUCAUAAUCUCUAGUCUUGAUUGAUUUGCUUGUUAUACAUUUAAGUCUUCAAUCUUAUUUUGAUGGAAACAAACAUAAUGUCAUUGUGACAAGUUUAUGAUGUAUAGGUAUCUCAAAAAUUAGUGUGAUAAAUUGUUUUAACAAAGAAUUAUUUGUAACCUGAAAUAUUUUAUUCAUAUAUUAAACACAUUGGUAGAGAUAUUUUGUAGCAUUUUUAUGCCAACACUUCUUAUUGAGUGGGACAUAUAGACUUGCUCUUGUGCAUCCGUCUGCCCAACAAGCUGUGCAUCUAUAUACUGACAAAACAGUGGAAUAUAUCCGGGCAUUUGUGUCAUAUGGAUAUAUCUAUAGUUUGCAUUUUCACAGAAAUGUUGUAAAUACAUUUAAUGCUAAAUGAAUUUGUUAUUGACAGGUAAACGUGUCAAGUGUUUUAGCAUCCGUCAAAUGUAACAAUAUGGAAUGUAUCACAUAUUCCUAUUAAAAAUGUUCUUGGCAUAUCUUUAAUUAUAUUUUAUUUAAUCAUAAUGUUUUAUGUUAUGUAUAUUAUGUAAUUUUGAUUUUGUAGUAAAGCAUGUUAUUUACAGAUAGAGACAAUUUUUCUUUUGCAUUCUCAUUGAACAGGCCAGCCAUUGGGUGUUCUCUUUUUAUUGGGAAGAGGCCUUAGGCUCUUCAUAUUUGGAGAAAAAAAUGUCGCUAAAAUUGCUAGUUUUGGAAAAUAUUAACCUUAUGUCAGAAAGGAAUAUUUUGAGAAAUUUGCAUGAUUUUAAGGAAAAAUGAAAUGUCAAGAGGACUUUUUUUAUAGGCCUUUGUUAUAUCAGUUCAAAAAGCGCUGCCGGUUGAAUGUUAGAUAAUUACUAACUUCAAAACUGUUAUUAAAUUUAAGUUGAUAUAACAGACAGACUGUUGUAAAUUGAUUAUAGUUUAUAGAAUGUGUGAUACUUAAAAAGAGUAGGGUGACAUUUAUUAUGUUAAAGAAUGGUCACACUAUCCAGAUUGGAUAGGAGACAAACAUGUAAAAAAUCAACAUCUGUUUCUUCACUUUUCUUGUCACAUCACGUGUAUGCUUCCCCAUCAGUUUAUUUUUCUAGAUUUUCAUUCUUAAAGUUUUUUUGGUAUUAUGAAAGUUAGUCUUAUGAACGUUGUAAGUUAUGUAUAUCUCAAACUGUUUUAAGAUACAUACUUUGACAGUUUGAAUUAAUUGUACUAUGUAUAAUAUACAUACUUUUAUUUCGGAUCUUUUAUAUAUGAAAAAUAUACAAAAAUGUGUUUACUUCUGA
Messenger RNA from Ruditapes philippinarum (Manila clam), 2737 nucleotides. RefSeq names its product vacuolar protein sorting-associated protein VTA1 homolog. The record is from RefSeq and is a predicted model, not a curated record. Gene Ontology annotation, cellular component: multivesicular body. Gene Ontology annotation, biological process: late endosome to vacuole transport via multivesicular body sorting pathway. Bases 74 to 1018 code for a protein of 314 amino acids. The transcript is spliced from 7 exons. Lineage: Eukaryota; Metazoa; Mollusca; Bivalvia; Venerida; Veneridae.